Penaeus vannamei (Pacific white shrimp) is the source of this 1448-nucleotide messenger RNA. NCBI's taxonomy places the organism in Eukaryota, Metazoa, Arthropoda, Malacostraca, Decapoda, Penaeidae. The record is from RefSeq and is a predicted model, not a curated record.
AGCCGUAUAACAACUGCAGGGGAAGAAUUUGGGGUAAACAAGGAGCUCUGCGGUGGGCGAAGGCGUGGGGAUGUCGCCAGUAGGAGCUGAAGCAGCGUACCUUGACCAGACAGUCACGAAUGGUUCCGAGAUAAGGUUGUCAGCCUGUGGGGGUGAAGGGUAAACUGCCAUAGCUGGUGGGAAUCGCCCUCCCCGCGUCCCAUGAAAUUAAGAGAUCCAGUAGGAAGCUAAGAUGAAGGUAGACGUAAAGAGAGACAGCUAAGAUAAUUUGCCUUUAAUCCAGUCAAGCAUCAUGGACACUUGUCAAAACCUCCUUUGAACACUGGUGUGAGGGUGGAGCCUGCGUGUGCAAGACACAGUUGCAAGGAGUGUUGUAAGUGAUGUAACAAGAAGGUGGACGUAGCCGCUGCGUAAGCCUCGGCUGCCACAUCUCCAAAAUGGCCACCAUCACUCGGCCCGGGAGCCUCCGGAAUCCAGAGGUGGCUGACUUGUUUGAAAGAGAGGAUCCUGACCGCGUUUUUGAUGACUUGCGGGAAAUUGGCCAUGGCAGUUUCGGAGCAGUGUACUAUGCACGACAUGUUACAUCCAAGGAAGUGGUGGCUAUCAAGAAAAUGUCCUACAAUGGAAAACAAAGUGCAGAGAAGUGGCAAGACAUCUUGAAGGAGAUACGGUUCUUGCGCAAUCUCCGUCACCCAAACACAGUAACCUAUAGAGGAUGCUACCUCAAGGAAUCUACAGUAUGGUUGGUAAUGGAAUACUGCUUAGGAUCGGCAUCAGACAUCAUAGAAGUUCACCGUCAACCCCUUAGAGAAGAAGAAAUCAGUGCCAUUUGCGAAGGCUGUCUCUCUGGUCUUGCAUAUCUGCAUUCGUUGGGAAAAAUUCACCGUGAUGUCAAAGCUGGAAAUAUUCUACUUACUGAAAAUGGCACUGUAAAACUGGCUGACUUUGGUAGUGCAAGUAUUGCAUCACCAGCUAAUAGUUUUGUUGGGACACCAUAUUGGAUGGCUCCAGAGGUAAUUCUAGCUAUGGACGAAGGACAAUAUGAUGGAAAGGUAGAUGUGUGGUCCUUAGGCAUCACAUGCAUAGAACUAGCUGAGCGCAAACCGCCCUAUUUCAACAUGAAUGCCAUGAGUGCCUUGUACCACAUCGCCCAAAAUGUUGCCCCCAAAAUGUCCUCCCCAGAAUGGUCAAAGGAAUUCCAGCAUUUUGUUGAGUCAUGUCUGCAGAAGAACCCACCUGAUCGCCCUACCUCUGCUAGGCUUUUGUCGCAUGAAUUUAUUUUGAGACAUCGGUCGUGCCACAUCAUCCUAGAUCUAAUUGCACGUACAAAAAAAGCUGUGCGUGAAUUUGAUAAUCUAAACUAUAGAAAAAUGAAAAAGAUUCUUCUAUAUGAAACGGAAAGUCAGCAAGGUGAUGUUGAAGGUGAGGUUCCAGUUCUCCUUUUGUAG